AAAUAAAUAAAUUAUGAACAAUAGUUCUUUAUGUAUUUUAUGUUUUUAACAAUCUGAUGUUACAAAUACAGAUCUUCCUGUUUGUCAAACUUGUUUAAAAUAAUAAGCAUAGAAUUUAGAACAUUUUGAAGAUUAAAUUGAUCAAAUCCAUUAAGAAGUAUAUUAAUCAUUAUAUCUCAAAGAAUCAAUAAAAAUAGGAUGAAUCUUCAUCCAUUAGUGAAAUACUUCCUAAUAAAUUAUAUCUUGGUAAUUAUAUUGCAGCUAAAAACAAGAACCUUUUAAAAAAAUAUUAAAUAACUCACAUUCUGAUUUGUGGAGAUUACCUGAAGUAAAAAUUUCCUUAAGAUUUUCAAUAUCAUUAAAUCAAUAUUUAGGAUUCUUUAAAUCAAUCUAUUUUAGAAUAUUUAGAUCAAACUUACAAUUUCAUUGAUCAAGCAUAAAAUGUUUUUGUUCAUUGUGCUGCUGGUAUUAAUAGAUCCCCAGCUAUAGUUUGUGCUUAUUUAAUGAAAAAAAAUAAAUGGAAUUAUGAGCAAGCAUUUUAAUUUGUAAAAGAAAGAAGACCAGUUGUUAAUAAAUAAACAAAUUUUGCAUAAUAAUUAAAUUUAUAUGAAUAUUGAUUAAGGCAUUAAAUAAUU
This is a messenger RNA of Paramecium sonneborni, 635 nucleotides long. The record is from the annotation of a GenBank genome assembly. Lineage: Eukaryota; Ciliophora; Oligohymenophorea; Peniculida; Parameciidae.